Molecule: messenger RNA, 1111 nt
Organism: Cottoperca gobio
Lineage: Eukaryota; Metazoa; Chordata; Actinopteri; Perciformes; Bovichtidae
Gene: psmb10
Product: proteasome 20S subunit beta 10
Exons: 8
Coding region: 126-962 (278 amino acids)
Cellular component (GO): proteasome core complex; cytoplasm
Molecular function (GO): threonine-type endopeptidase activity
Source: RefSeq, a predicted model, not a curated record
GUAAAAGUAGAAACCUAUGAAACGCGCUGACACUCCGCUUGACUUUUGAGGUCUUUAGUUAAAGGUUUUUAUCUUCAGUUAAGAAUCAGCCCUCAGCUUCAUCCUCAUCUCCUCUGCCACUGAAGAUGCUCCACAGUUUAAAGCCCUGUGAGCUGCACACUGGAGGUUUCUGCUUUGAAAACAGCCGCAGGAAUGCAGUUUUGGAAUCCAGUUUGUCAGAGUUCGGCUACAAAGCUCCCGGUGCCAGAAAGACAGGGACCACCAUAGCUGGGAUUGUUUACAAGGGUGGAGUGAUCCUGGGAGCAGACACCAGGGCUACAGACGACAUGGUGGUGGCUGACAAAAACUGCAUGAAGAUUCACUACAUCGCUCCGAAGAUUUACUGCUGCGGUGCCGGCGUGGCUGCAGACGCAGAUAUCACCACACAGAUCAUGGCGUCCAACGUGGAACUGCACAUGCUCAACACCGGGCGACCCCCACUCGUCACCAUGGUAACCCGACAGCUGAAACAGAUGCUGUUCAGGUACCAAGGUCACGUCGGUUCAUCUCUGAUCAUUGGAGGAGUUGACGUGACUGGAGCUCACCUGUACAGUGUUUACCCACACGGCUCCUACGACAAACUGCCUUUCGUCACCAUGGGAUCUGGAUCUGCAGCUGCUGUCUCUGUAUUUGAGGACAGAUUCAAACCAAACAUGGAGCUGGAAGAGGCAAAGCAGCUCGUACAAGACGCCAUCACUGCAGGGAUUUUCUGUGAUCUGGGUUCAGGCAGCAACGUGGACUUGUGUGUUAUUACCGAGGCUGGAGUACAGUACCUGCGAAGCUACGACAAACCCGCAACUAAGGGCAAAAGAGAGGGACAGUACAGGUAUAAGCGUGGCACCACGGCCGUCCUCACCAAAACUGUGACCCCACUGUCUCUGGAAGUGGUUGAAGAAUCUGUUCAAAUCAUGGACACUGAAUAAAAUGCUUCUGGUGGACUUAAGUCUUUUCAGUAUGUACUAAAUAAAAAUAAAGAUGGUGUAGUCAAUGGGUUUGGAACAGGUUGUUUAGUAUCUCUAAAGCAUCAUUGUAGGAAGUAGUUUUUUAAUAAAAGUUUUUGUGUGUUAAAUGA